UUUCCAUUCCAUUUUUCUCAGCCGUGUUUUUUCUUCUCUUAAUUCUCGUUCUGCCUCUAAAGAUAUUCCAAGGGAAUCUAGGGUUUCUUCUCUCGAUGGUUCAUUUAAUUAGGUUUUGAAGUCUGUUUGUUUAAUUGAAUUCGUAGAUAUGGUGUGUAUUCGGUUGUCUAAUUAGGUUAUGAAGUCUCCAAGUAAUUAUGUCGGAACGAAAGGCGGAACCUUGUAGCCCUGAAAUAGGCAACACCGAAGUAAUAAGCCGUGAAAAUAGCUCUGAUGUGGAGGCUUUGCUUGGGUGGACAAGUUUCGAAGAGGUGGAAAAUAUUAUUGGUCCCUGUAUUUCUCAAGCGAUUGGGAAGGCAGUAUAUGGUGGUUAUAAAAGUGCACAAGAAGUAUAUGAUGAUUACAAAAUCUUCACUCAUGCUCUUAUUCGAUUGGUAGAGGGACAGGAUAAGCUUCCGUUUGAAUGCUAUGCUGAUGACGAAGCACUGCAGGAAAAGAAUAAGAUGCUUCAUUGGUUUUCGGACAUGUUAUCUGAUGCAUCACUUGGAAAGAUCGACAGAGAUUGGAUCAGCGGUCAACUGGCGGAGGACAAAAUUUCUGAGGAUUUUUGUUUGGAUGACUUGCAGUUCAAUACUUACUGGGCUAAGAAGUUGAAAAUGGUGGACGAUGAUGUUAAGAGCGACUUAAUGAGACAAAAGCAAGAAAAGCUUUGUGGGUUUAUUUACCACAAAGAGAAUGAAUUCCAGGCUGAUGACUUAUCUGAAAGAAAGAAAGAGUUCGAGGAGCUCAAGAGGCAGAUCUCUUGCACGCAUGAUAAACUGGAGUCGCUAGUCGAACGUGCCGCUACUUAUUAUGAGACAUUGGAGGAAGUAAAAGAUCCGAAGUCAGCCUCAAUGCUGGGAAUGGCUUUCCAGACACUCCUACGUGUGGAUGAGAAGAAUCUUUCAAGUAUGUGGUCGGAGGAAACGGUACGCGGGAUGGACGUAGUUCUGAAAGAGAAGAAAAAAUCUGUCAAGGCCCGAGAUAUUUGUGCUGCAAAUUGGAACAAGACUGUGGCCUCUUCUGGGCUUGUUGGUUAAAAGUGGAACCAUAAUAUUGGGCAUACCAAAAUCUUCCAAGGCAUACUGAAUGAAGACAAAAAAGGUUGUGAAAUAGCAAAAUCAGAUAACCCCUUAAUCCAAUUUUUUUUUAAUGGCAAAUCUGCCCUUUACGUAUUAGUGUUAAUAAUCUUAAUUAAUGAUUAAAUAUUUUAUUUAGUGAU
Messenger RNA from Papaver somniferum (opium poppy), 1261 nucleotides. RefSeq lists its product as uncharacterized. The transcript has 7 exons. Lineage: Eukaryota; Viridiplantae; Streptophyta; Magnoliopsida; Ranunculales; Papaveraceae. Bases 198 to 1079 code for a protein of 293 amino acids. The record is from RefSeq and is a predicted model, not a curated record.